Sabethes cyaneus is the source of this 456-nucleotide messenger RNA. Its product is annotated as ribonuclease P protein subunit p14-like. The transcript is spliced from 2 exons. Gene Ontology annotation, cellular component: ribonuclease P complex. The record is from RefSeq and is a predicted model, not a curated record. Bases 136 to 456 code for a protein of 106 amino acids. NCBI's taxonomy places the organism in Eukaryota, Metazoa, Arthropoda, Insecta, Diptera, Culicidae. Gene Ontology annotation, biological process: tRNA 5'-leader removal.
GCCGGGUCAAGCUAUAAAGCGGAACACGCUGAUAUUUCGCAAUUUUAGUGUUUAAAGUGGUUAAAGUAUUUCGUUGAAGACAAAAUCAGCUAAUAUUCCUUUCAAAGUAAUGUACCGCGUAUUCACAAAUGGAUUAUGAGUGAAUUCUACUAUUUGGAUAUAUCGCUUAAAUUAGCUGCAGAACCGGAACAACUAUUACCUGUGUACUUUAAAAGCUGCCUAGAACAGGCUCUCGUUCGGAUUUUUGGAGAAAUUGGCGGCCAAACUACGGUAGAUAUACUGAAAUUCGACACCAAGCAGGCGCGUGCAAUCAUCCGGGUGCCAACCGAUUUCUACGUAAAGUUGCGAUCCGUGAUAUCGUUGAUCGGUCAAUUUCAGGAUAUUCCUUGCAGUUUCGUAGUUCACAAGGCGAGUCCACUUUUACUCGGAUUGGUGGAAACGAAUUUAGAAUUUUAA